This is a messenger RNA of Rhipicephalus sanguineus (brown dog tick), 618 nucleotides long. RefSeq lists its product as uncharacterized. Lineage: Eukaryota; Metazoa; Arthropoda; Arachnida; Ixodida; Ixodidae. The record is from RefSeq and is a predicted model, not a curated record. Bases 4 to 561 code for a protein of 185 amino acids. The transcript is spliced from 3 exons.
CCAAUGCCGCCUACCAAACACAGCAACACCACUCUGUUGUCAUACGAUGGGAUCAUCAUCGGACACAUAGGCGUCAUCAGCCAAGAAGUGGUCUUCAGUGACAGACGCCAGCACUUGACCUUCUGCGUCUCCAAGAAAGGAAGACAGGCACCACUUGGGCUCAAGGCGAGUGAAAUGCUCGGGCUAGUUACCAGGACAGUCGACGCAGGUGCAGCAAACAGCUCCGAACAAGCAAUGCCAGAAUUCGGCGAACUAUUCGAAGGUACCGGCUGCGUGCAACGACACUACACGAUGGUUAUCUCCGCGGAUGCUGUCCCAGUGGUUAAAGCCGCCCGCCGAGUCCCGUUAGCCCUGAAGGAACCACAUCGCAGCGAGCUGAAGCGGAUGGAGCAAGCGGGCAUUGUCACCAAGGUGAAUGAGGCAACUGAAUGUGAACAACAUGACCAGCGCUUGAGAUCAGUCCUCAAAGCUGCAAGGCAAUCUGGGCUGAAGCUGAACGCCGAGAAGUGCAAGGAAAAGAACUCAUCUUGGCGGACAUGCUGUCGCGAGCCACAACCGUGAAGCCGGACCAGGACGAUGCGUACACUGACGCCGACGUGGAAAUACAUGCCGUAAGUA